AUGGCAUCACCUCCGAUUGCCGGUGCCCUUCUUCAUCUUCCUCUUCCUGCAGAGCUUCCAGAGAACUGGUCGGACACCCGUGAGACCCUGCUGGAGGGCAUGGCAUUCAAUCUCAAGUACCUGGGCAUGACGCUGGUGGAGCAGCCCAAAGGGGAGGAGCUGUCUGCUGCUGCCGUCAAGAGGAUCGUAGCCACUGCAAAAGCCAGUGGAAAGAAACUCCAGAAGGUCACGUUAAAAGUAUCUCCGAGAGGAAUUAUUCUAUACGACAGUGCAUCCAGUCAGCUAAUGGAAAACAUAUCGAUAUACAGGAUAUCCUACUGUACGGCUGAUAAGAUGCAUGAUAAAGUGUUUGCGUAUAUUGCACAGAGCCAGCAGAACGAAACCCUGGAAUGUCAUGCCUUCCUCUGUACUAAAAGGAAAGUGGCACAGGCAGUUACAUUAACCGUUGCGCAGUCCUUCAGAGUGGCAUUCGAGUUCUGGCAAGCUGCCAAAGAAGAAAAGGAAAAGCGAGUCAAGUCUGGGUCAGACGGUGAAGUCGCCAGCAGUUCUCAGUCGGAAAGCUCUGCUAGUCUUGCAAGUCUGAAAGGAGGAGAGGUAGCGACUGCAAACCUGUUGGAGUUGGAAGAGGGAGCGAUAGCUGCGUUUGCCACAGUAGGUGCCAGCCACAUUGAAGACCCUUUCAUUGUGCACAACAACAGCUCCAGCGUCAAUAAUAACAUUGUAUGGGAAAUCGAUGAUGGUUUGGAUGAAGCUUUUUCAAGACUCGCAGAGUCUCGUAAUAACCCCCAGGUCCUGGACAUUGGGGUGACCACUCAGGACUUCCAGACAGACGAGUGCUUCUCUCCCACCAACUGGGACAAAACUGACGUCCAUGCUGCAGACAGAGACGACAUCUUCAGCUUUUGAGGACUGUGGAGCCACCCAGUGGACGCAACCAGUAUUGCAAUGGUGGAAUAUCACCACACAGCUGUUUUCCUUGGAGAGAGGAAUGCUGUCACCCUGUGUUUUAUCUGGGAGAACUAAAAACCAAACAAGAAGCUGUAAGAAGCUUGUAUUGAUAUAAGGGUGCACACUCGGAGGCUGUCAAUCCAAUAUGUUGUCUGCUUCCAGACUUCGCACACCAAAGCAAUAAUAAACUUACUACCAUUUUUAUCGGUUUGGAGGAGUUGUCUUGUAUCUGCAUUUUUGGUUGUCAUGAAUUUCACGUUUUAGAAGUGUGUAUCUGUACCAAAAUCACAGUUUGUUAUAUUUUUAUGUCACUGGUUUUGGUUAUUUUUAUCGAUUCAGAAAGUGUCUACAGACAUUGCAUUUAUUUUUUAUUUGUUUGAAAACACACAUUGGGUGUGUGGAACUUCUAAAAUGACUAAGUCAGUCACAUCAGGGCAAAUCUGAGAAGGUACUGCCAUUAAAAUUGGCUUUAAAACCAAAGUUAUUUUAGGUUACAAUACCUUUAAAGAUAAUGUAUAUAUAAAAGCCUCUUCAGUGUCUGUUCUGUUGUAAUUUUUAAAGUAACCCUCACUCAUAAUGCACAGACUUGAUCACCUCACAAAUUUUGUUUUCACUUUUGCAUCACAUCGUUUGAUGUAGUAUCGUGACAUUUCAAUAGCAUUACACUAGGUGUUCUAUAGAAAGCAAACAAGAGUGACCUGAAGAGAGCUUAUUUGCAUCACAGGCUUAAUGCUGUAUGUCCAGGUGGCGCUUUUCUGAAUUUCCAAACUCGUACCAUGACAUCCUGCAACUCUUUUGAGUCUGUUGGUAAGCGAAUGCCAUAAUUCUACCUGAACAGUGACUGUCAUUUCAUAUUGUUUGUGGAUUCUGGUUGAUGGGUUUUUUUUGGUUGCCAAAAUGGGGUUCAUCCCAACAUCCUAUGCAUAAGUAAAAAAAAAAUAGUUGUCAUGGAAGCACAGUGGUGGCGAGCCAGGUGAGCUGUUACAGCAGUGGUAGUAGUAGAAAUAUCGACAGCACAAAGUUCUUUGCACUUUCCCUUUUUUUUUU
Messenger RNA from Polyodon spathula (Mississippi paddlefish), 1995 nucleotides. It is a transcript of the gene ldlrap1b, whose product is annotated as low density lipoprotein receptor adaptor protein 1b. NCBI's taxonomy places the organism in Eukaryota, Metazoa, Chordata, Actinopteri, Acipenseriformes, Polyodontidae. The record is from RefSeq and is a predicted model, not a curated record. The transcript has 9 exons. Gene Ontology annotation, cellular component: early endosome. The coding region runs from base 1 to 906 and encodes 301 amino acids.